AUGUGCCUGUGCUGUACGGAGGACGAAGCCAUCCAAGUCAGCGCCGAAGGGCCAAGAUGGCAACAUCCUUCAGACGUCACUGAAAGGCAGUCCAGAGAUAAACGUAUUGAGAAUAUGAAAAACCUAAGGAAAGAGAAAAGGAAAUUUAAUAAACGGUUUGCAAGACCUGCUCCUCUUCCAGAACCAGGACUCCUGGUAAGAAAUGAGCUUGACAAAGUGGUCAUUGAGAGCAACGCCAGCCCCAGCAUCAAAGAUGGAAGAGUGAGUGUCACUGUUAAAGUUGCAGGACACAACCUGGUCAGUGUAGCCCAGAGUGCCAUUGAGGGGGCCCUCUAA
Messenger RNA from Odobenus rosmarus divergens (Pacific walrus), 336 nucleotides. RefSeq names its product coiled-coil domain containing 179 (gene CCDC179). The coding region runs from base 1 to 336 and encodes 111 amino acids. The transcript has 4 exons. Lineage: Eukaryota; Metazoa; Chordata; Mammalia; Carnivora; Odobenidae. The record is from RefSeq and is a predicted model, not a curated record.